This is a messenger RNA of Rhagoletis pomonella (apple maggot), 1545 nucleotides long. Its product is annotated as solute carrier family 10 member 6. The coding region runs from base 88 to 1521 and encodes 477 amino acids. The transcript has 2 exons. Gene Ontology annotation, cellular component: membrane. The record is from RefSeq and is a predicted model, not a curated record. NCBI's taxonomy places the organism in Eukaryota, Metazoa, Arthropoda, Insecta, Diptera, Tephritidae.
CGAUAUUUCGUGGUAUGAUAAGAUGAACGGUGUACAUAUCGUAUACGUUUGCAGCGGCAGUUCAAUUCAUUUGUAAGUAAAAAGAACAUGAAACAAGUCGGUGUAGUUAAGUGGUCAGCGAAGAUAUUUAUUGCUCUUCUUUGCGUGACAAAGUGUUUUAACGAAGUUCAAGGACAAUAUGGCCAGAAUGCUGGCGCAUGGCAGUUUAGCUUCGAAGAAGGUGCCACCGAACUGCUCUUAACCAUUUCGCAACUGACGCAGUAUGUAAAUGUAACAAUUUUCGAUGUGGAUUUGAGUACGGGAAACGAUUUUCAUUUUGAAGUGAAUUCGGAUAAUCCCAAAUGGGUACAUGUGGAAAAACGUAUAGAACGCGCAGAAUUCGCGGGUAAUCCAGCUUCAUGGCAGGGUGAAGUGCCAGUGUUGACACGCCACUUUGGCUUCACACAUCUAUAUGUGACACUACAUCCGAGCAAUGGCGACGCUGUAGAACGUUCACCACGCGAUGUGACGCUUACUGUUGCGCGCAAGGAACGGUUGGAUGAGAAAAUAUUCAGCUAUACGGCCUCUGUGCUAUUGCUAUUGAUGUUCCUCAACUUAGGAGGCGUAUUGAAUUUAGAACGCUUGAAAGCGAUAGUUUUGCGGCCAGUGACCGUCUCAAUCGGAUUUUGUACCAGUUACAUUUUAAUGCCUGCACUCGCAUUAGCACUCGGCUACUUGUUUCUACCAAAACAGAAGGAACUGCAGUUGGCACUCUUCUUCACAGCACUCUCGCCCAGCGGUGGCUUAGCCAAUAUAUGCUGCCUUUUUCUGAAAGGUAAUGUGAAUCUAUCCAUUGCCACGACGACCAUAAAUAGCCUCAUGUCGCUAGCUAUGUUUCCCUUGUGGAUUGUUAUACUGACGCACACCAUGUUCAGACAUACAGAAUUGGCUGUGCCAUUUGCGGAUCUUGCUAUCGGCGCUGUGGCGCUUAUCUGCGCGAUCGGUUUGGGAAUGCUACUACGAUUUUUAUUACCGAAAACCACAAAUCUGAUUUUUCGUUUCUUAAAACCGUUCUGUGCAUGUCUCAGUUUGGCGCUUAUCGGCAUGACGAUUGGCAUAAAUGCGUUUGCCUUCAAAUUGCUGACUAUUUGGAUUUUCUUAGCUACUGUCUUUCUGCCUAUCAUUGGUUACACGCUGGCGUUCGGUAUAUCAAAACUACUCCGCUGUUCGGCAACGGAUGCACUGACAAUCUCCAUUGAAACCAGUGUCUUGAAUAUGACGGUGCCGAUAGUGCUGCUGCAACGUACUUUCGACGAAGUCAGAGCCGACAUGUCCCUUAUUGUGCCCAUUACGGCGGCGCUACUGUCACUGAUCAUGAUGCUUGUCAUUUAUGCGAUUCGUCGUUUCUUUGGUUGGAAUAAGAAUGUAGAUGAUGAAGCUUUUGAAUCUAAGGUGGAAUUGGUAGAUAAUGUAUCGAGCGAAUUUAAAGAUAGUAGCCCAGUUACAACCAUCAAAGUCGCGCAUUUAAACACCCUCAACUAAAUGUUGUUGCAUUUUAUAUAUACA